This is a messenger RNA of Closterium sp. NIES-65, 2778 nucleotides long. The record is from the annotation of a GenBank genome assembly. NCBI's taxonomy places the organism in Eukaryota, Viridiplantae, Streptophyta, Zygnematophyceae, Desmidiales, Closteriaceae.
AUGCCGAGCCGGGCGGAGGACGAUGGAGGAGGCGACGCGGAGCCUUCGUCGCCUACGGCAACCGAUGCGGCAGUGGCGGGGCACGGUAAAGGCCGGUGCCCUCAGUGCGGGGGACGGAUAGGCGCUGGCAGCGCGGCGGCUUCGCACGAUCCAGUGGACCUUCAAGAGGUGCGCAUGAUGCGGGAGCGGUUCGCGAAGCUGCUGCUGGGCGAGGACAUGUCGGGCGGGUCCAAGGGCGUGUGCCCCGCGCUCGCCAUGUCCAACGCCAUCACCAACCUCUCAGUGUCGCUGUUCGGCGAGGGGCUGCGGCUACGGCCGCUAUCGGCGGACUGCAAGCGGCGGUGGCGCAUGGAGAUGGGGACGAUGCUGUCCGUGUGCCAGCACAUCGUCGAGCUCGUGCCGCACACGCAGACCAUGCCCGACGGCUCCACGCAGGAGGUGAUGGUGACGAAGCAGCGCGACGACAUGAAGCAGCAGCUGCCGGCGCUGAAGAAGCUGGACGACAUGCUGCUGGAGAUGCUCGACCAAUGCACCUCCACCGAAUACACCUACCCCAACGAAAAGCCCCCCACGCCCCACCGCGCCAAGCCCGACCCGUCCCCCAACGGCGCCGUGGAGAGGCGGCGCAACAGCAGGCACGCGGACGGGUGCGCGUGCGCGGAGUGCAGCGGGGAGGACGCGGGCGAGGGCGGCGGGAAGGACCGCGACCACCACCGGACGCGCUCGGAGUCGUUCGGGCACAGCAGCAAGGCCAAGUCCUCCGCCGCGCGCAGGCAGGCCAGCUUCGGCGGAACCAGCUCCGCGGGGGGGGACGGCGCAGGGGGGAGCGCGAGCAAGAGCACGUCUGGCGGGGGGGGCGUGAUGAAGGAGUCGAAGACGGGGCGGUGGUGGCGGCCGGUGCCGCGGGUGGCGGCAUGUGGGUUGAGUGAGGAGCUGAGGCGCAACUUGGAGCACGCUAUGGAGAAGUCCAACCAGGUCGUCAAGCUCGCCAUGGCCAUCAACACCCAGGCGCUCGAAGACAUGGCCGUGCCCGCUGCCUACACCGACAACCUCCCCAAGUCGGGCAGGGCGGCGCUGGGCGACCAGCUGUACGCGCUGAUAGUGGGCACGGCGUUCAGCGUGGAGCGCGUGGUGGACACCGUCGACCUAACCGAUGAGCACGCCGCCCUCAAACUCGCCUGCCGCCUCGAGGCCGCCUGCUUCCACUGGCGCCGCGCCACCCACACCUCCAGAGCCCCGCAGCUGACGCAUUCGUUCAGUGCGCACUACUCGACGGGCCCGUCAGCGCGCGACAUUUCCAAGUUUGAGGAGUACGCCAGCCGUGCCGAGGCGUGUCUGCGCAGCAUCAAGGACCGCUGCCCCGCUCUGCCGCAGACCACGCUCGACACCAGCAAGAUCCUCUACAACUCCGACGUGGGCAAGGCGGUGUUGGAGAGCUACUCACGCGUGCUGGAGGGAGUGGCCACGUCCGUGCGAUCGCGCAUCAACGACGUGCUGCACGCGCACCACCUCGCCUGCGACCCCUCCGCCGACUCCCCCGCCGCCUCCCCCGCGCACUCCACCACCCCGGGCAGUGCGGCAGCGGCGCAGGGAGUGGGCAAGGCGGGCAUGGGCAUGGGGCCGGUGGGCGGGUGUGAGCGGCUGCUGGACUUCAACCUGCAGCUGUCGGAGCUGGCAGCGCCUGACUAUGACGAGGCGGCCAGUGAGAUGGGCACGCCUGUGGGCACGCCCACCAGCGGUGCUGCGGGCAAUCCUCUGGAGUUCCGCCAGCACAGCCUGCCGCUGCGCUUUGGCCUGGAGGCGCGCAUGCAGAUGGAGGCGCGCGCCGCCAUGGACGCCGCUGCUGCUGCUGCCGCUGCUGCUGGCGCUGCCGCGGGUGCUGCUGGUGGGGGAGGGAGAGGCGACGGGGGCGGGGGGAGAGCGGGCACUCGUAGUGCGUCACACCUGGGUGGGGGGCAUGCAGCGCACCCUACCGGUGCAGGCAGUGGGGGUGCAGGUGGGGGAGCGGGAGAUGGAGGGGGGUCAGGCAGCCCGAGCAAUGGGCCAGGCAUGGUGCCUCUGAUCCGCUCCAAUACCUCCCCCACGCAGCGCCCGUCAGGGGGCUAUGACAUGUCAGGCAUGACAGCAGCGGCGGCAGCAGCCCAUGCGCAGCAGUACAUGUAUGGCAUGCGAGGCCCCUCCCCCAUGAACCCCUACGCCUCACAGCCGGCAGCGGGCGGCAGGCCGGGAGCAAGCAGCGCAAACGCAGCGGCCAUGGGUCAAGGGGGGCCGGCAGUGGCAGCGCAGGCAGCUGCCCUGCAGGCACAGGCGCAGGCAGCGGCGGCGGCGGCAGCAGCAGCGAGCAGCCGGCUGCAUCGGUCCAACUCGUGGAAGGGCUUCCUUCCCCGCAGGACUGCUGCACCCCCUGCUGCUGCUGCUGCCCUGCAAGCCCCUGUGCAGGGUGCAGGCGCUGCAGCAGGUGGUGGUGCCGGGGGCUUGGCUUACUCUGCCGGUGGGUUCUCCUCCGGUAGCUUCUCCUCCCAACCACCCGUGGUAGGGGGGGGCAUGGGCACGUAUGGGGGCUAUGGCAUGGGGUAUGGCGGAGGGGAUGUGGUGGGAAGAGCAGGAUAUGUGGGUGUGCAGGGGCAGGCAGGGACAUAUGGGCCGGGUGGUGGGGGUAGCGGGAGCAGCAGCAGCAGUGGAGGGGGAGGGGCUGGAGGAGGGAGUGGGCCGUUGCCUCCGCAUGUGCCCAAGGGAGGAUCGCGCAGGCAAUCGGCAGCAGAGUGUGUUGAUUCUUAG